Talaromyces atroroseus is the source of this 525-nucleotide messenger RNA. RefSeq lists its product as hypothetical. The transcript has a single exon. Lineage: Eukaryota; Fungi; Ascomycota; Eurotiomycetes; Eurotiales; Trichocomaceae. Gene Ontology annotation, molecular function: acyltransferase activity, transferring groups other than amino-acyl groups. The record is from RefSeq and is a predicted model, not a curated record. The coding region runs from base 1 to 525 and encodes 174 amino acids.
AUGCCACGCAAACUCCCCCCUGGCUAUAUCCUGCAUCCCGGCUACCCCCCAGCCGAGAUAUACGUCGACCUGCGCAAAUCAGCCGGCCUCUCACCACACACCGCCACGCAAGCCAUCGCCGCAUUCAACGGCAGCUGGUACGGCUGCUACAUCACCUUCAACCCAUCCGCCGCCCAGGCACAAGACCCCCAAACCGAGAGAGAGUCUUCUUCUUCUUCUUCUCUCUCCAAUGAGUCCGAAAUCGUGGCUAUGGGCCGCAUCGUCGGCGACGGAGGCUGGUACUUCGUGAUCGCCGACAUGGCUGUUUUGCCAGCACACCAGAGAAAAGGGCUAGGGGAUUAUGUGCUGAAGCAUCUAAUCCAGAAAAUCAAGUCGACGCCGCCCAUGUCGACGGCAAUGCAGGAUGGGGGCAUUGCGCCGUAUGUGAAUCUGCUCGCUGAUGGGCCGGGGAGGUUGUUGUAUGAGCGGAAUGGGUUCGAGUUUACGGCACCGCACUCGAUGGGGAUGGCUCUUAAGUGGACGUGA